This is a messenger RNA of Symbiodinium natans, 2802 nucleotides long. The record is from the annotation of a GenBank genome assembly. Lineage: Eukaryota; Dinophyceae; Suessiales; Symbiodiniaceae.
AUGGAGGAAACGGCUCAUGGGCUGCAGCACAUAUGGUUGCUGAUGCGCAGCAUCUCCCUUGACGUGAGCGAACUUGCACUUGUCUCCGUAAGUGCAACGCCCACUGGCGAACAAGAUCUGAGCCGGCCCCUUGGGGCCGCGGCAGCUGUUGAUGUGCCGCCGAACGUGGAGCCGUCCGAUGGUGUAGACGAGCUUUUGCCUGAUCCCCUGAACUUGCCACCCGUGCCAGAGGAGUUCCAGGGGAGCCUCAACGAGCUUGUGCCCGCUUCCCUGAUCUUUCCAACCGAAUUGCUGGCAAGCCUCGACCAGAUCUUAGCUCAACAACGGCAAUUGCUUGCUGCGCUACCACCGGUUCCAGAGACUGCGCCGGUGAGCGGUCCUGCCCUGUCUGAAGUUGCAGAGGCAGAUCCGGCCCGCGACCACAACCUGUCCGACACCUCAGAUGCGGCAGGUGACACAUCGCUGCCUAACCCCGAGGGCGCUGACAGCGCCCACCAUGACCUGUACGCCACCCACGAGACUCCGGUGCCCGACACCGAGGUGGAUCCGGACCUCGCAGAUGAAGAUGAAUUGGUGCGACGUAUGGGAUUUAACCCUUCGCCUGGUGCAGCUCAGGUGGUUCGUGACCACCGCACCAAGCGCGCGAGGGAGAGGUCUGCGGGAAGUCGACAGCCUCCUGGAGAGAGCAUGGAACCCGACGAGGUCGCCCAGAGCACGCCGUUGGAUUUGCCAGCGAGGCAGACCCCGGAUGCGAUGGAGGAAGUUGAGGUGGAUGCUCUGGAGGACACCGAGGAUGACCUUGCGGUGGAGGAGGAGCUCGCUGAGGAAGAGGCCAGCGCGCUCGACCUUGAGUUUGUUCCUCUGCACUCCGACGCGGAGGUGGAUCCCCAGGCCCUGGAGGAGGAAAACGAGAGGGUUCGCAGAGCCGCGGCAGAGACGCGCCACCGCAGACGGCUCUUUCGAGGCUGCUCCCAGGUCAUGGGAGGCGAAACAAUGGGGGAAGAUGCCGUGGUGACAUACGGCCAGAACCACGCACCUAUUCCCAUAUUAAGAGCAGCCCGUGGCGCCCUCGGAGCCGGUGGACCCUCCACCGGAUCGCGUCCUUGCAGCGCGUGCCAGUCCACCGGUGCCAGAACCAGCCGAUCCUCCGAGGCCGCGAUUCAAUCUGUGGCGGGAGCAAGAUUGCUGACCGCGGCACAGUGGGCUGCUUGGCACAACGGUACGCACGAGCCCGACGACACCCAUCCACCGGACCGUCCGAGCGAUGAGCGCGGCUCAGCAGCUCAGCAAGCCGCCGCGCACGCUGGCGAGGAGGAAGCCGAGUCCGAGGAGGAAGUCGUUGUUGAGGACGAGGCGGACCCUGGCCAUAUGGCGGAGAUCGAGGGCGGGGAGGAUUUUAUACGGGAGGUUGGUGACGUGGCGCGGCGCCUGUUCGGGACGCUCCUUGACGAUGGCCGUGGCACUGCCACGCGAGCCGAUAAAGCCGGCGAUGGUCCGGAGGCCGAGCUGGAGGAAACAGUAUCUGCCAUCGCCGAGGAAUUCAGAGCAGGGUCCGUGUUGAUAACACGAGCGUGCUUCGCCCUAGUUGCCUCCGUUUUGCACUGGGUGCUUAUGUUGUACCCUGCGAUCCGCGAAGCAGAUGCUACGACUCUGCGGCCAAGAGCCCGAGUUGGGACUGAAGGUGCAGUUGUGUUUCGACCCGUGUACCGUCGUGAAGGGCUUAGGCUGGGUGAUUUGACCACUUCCGAAAAACAGGAAAUUACCAAGCGGGUUGAAUCUUUGCUGGACAGUAUUGAAGGCAGUGGGCAGGCAGGAAAGGCGAUUGGGUUGAACAGUGCGGCGCGUGCUAUUGUGCAUCGAAUAGCAGCUGGCCGUGGGUUCUCCCACGAGACCUCGGAGGAUAAAAGUGAAAUGCUUCUUUUUCAUGCCGAGAAAGCCCCCUUGAGAGAUCGUGGGCCAGCAUCAACACUUGCGCUCGUAGCUGCACCUACCCCGCGUCGCCUAUCUCUUUCCCUGCCGCCUAGGAGCGAUCGCAGCGCUCCCGCACCCACUGGUGCGAGCCCCGCUUCAACCUCUGGUGUUGUUUCCCCAGCCACUGCAGUAUCAGGCGGUACUUUGUUCGAGCUAGAGCUGCUGAGAAAGGAGAAUGCGCAGCUACGCAAGGAGCUGGAGAGGUCUGAGACGAGGACAGCGGGCCUCCAGACUCAGCUCAGGGCGCAACACUCGCUUCGUCAGGCAUCCCACAACAAGGUGCCUACGACUGGGUAUGACGCCGGCAUUGCGUCUGUCACGCUUCUCCCAGACAGCGAUUGGGUUGACAAGGCUGUCGUUGACAUCUCGCCGUCAGCGGGAGAUGGAGGCCCAGUCGCCAUUAUGGCCACGGCAUACACGUACGAUUGUGACCAGAUCACACCGGCACUAUGUGCCGCGUGCCAGGCCGGUGCCAAGGUUCUCUUGCUGGUCGAUGAGAAAAGCAGCAAGUCGUGUAAUGACUCCCUGCCACGUUUGCAGAGCUUGAGGGAGUGUAAUUUUGAAAUGGUCAUGCGCUACGAGACCUCAGAAGCCGAGGGAGAUCCUCGCGUAGAGACCUACAAGGCUUGGUUCUCUGACUUGUGGGAUCGUUCUAUCCCCGCGAAGUUGGACUUCGAGCCGAGGUUGCAUUUUGCAGCAAGCAUCAUUGAAGCAUGUGACGCGGUGACGUUGCGAGCUCUUGAGUACGAUCCAAUUGGGAUCGGUUGCACUGUGAUCCGGGACUUGCAAGCGAAGCAAGGAAACAAUCGGCUGACCGAGUGGCUGCGCUAG